Pocillopora verrucosa is the source of this 4106-nucleotide messenger RNA. RefSeq names its product ATP-binding cassette sub-family C member 4-like. Gene Ontology annotation, molecular function: ABC-type transporter activity; ATP binding; ATP hydrolysis activity. Gene Ontology annotation, biological process: transmembrane transport. NCBI's taxonomy places the organism in Eukaryota, Metazoa, Cnidaria, Anthozoa, Scleractinia, Pocilloporidae. Gene Ontology annotation, cellular component: membrane. The record is from RefSeq and is a predicted model, not a curated record.
UGUACUUAAUGAUUGCACUGCAAGAAGAAAACUUUGGAUAGUACAACACUCAAACAGUUCUCCAGUGAAAAUUUGCAGGUAAAGGAAGAUUGACAUGAACGCCGAGUCAUCGAAAAAGCGGAAUCACAGUCCCAUGGAGAGAGCAAACAUAUUUUCUCUUUUAUUUUUCUGGUGGAUGAAUGACACCUUGAAACUCGGCAACCAACGCCCCUUGCAAGACGAAGAUCUGCUUUCCCUUCAAGAAGAAUUCAAAACAGAGGCACUUGUUAACAAGCUUGAAGCAGAAUGGCUUCAAGAAUCAGCCAUCUGCACUCGCAAAAAUAAACAACCUCGUCUAUGGAGGGUCGCGUUUAAUAUGUUCUCCUUCAAGAAAUACCUGAUGUUGGUGGCUGUCAAACUAACGCACUCUUUAUCCAGUAUCCUAACUCCCAUAAUGGUUUGGCUUUUCCUCUCCAGUUUAUCAGAAAAUGCGGAUGUGAAUAAAAGUUCUUCUAUACUUCAUGUUGUUGCCAUCUCGUUUCUUACAGUUGUCAAGGGAAUGACGCAUCACCAUUCAUUUUUCUUAGCUGGAAUAUCCGCUCUGCAGCUGAAGGUUUCUGCUAUCGGAUUAAUCUACAAGAAGAUUCUUAAGUCAAAUCGACGUUCUUUGAAUGAAAUCGCAUCUGGUCAAACGAUCAACUUGGUCUCAAAUGAUGCCAAUCGAUUACAGGACGCUGUUUGGAGCAUGCUGUUUUUCAUGUUUGCCCCGAUAGAAAUUCUAUCAUCUGGGAUACUUCUUUGGUUUUUAAUUGGAUGGCAGGCCCUCGUGGGAGCAGGUUUUUUCUUGAUAGUGAUUAUAUACAUAUCUGUGCUUUCCAAGAAAGCGGGCCGUCUAAGAGAAAAUGCUGCAUCCGUGACGGAUAGACGUCUUGAGAUUUUGAACGAGGUCAUAACCGGUAUUCGUUCAAUUAAAAUUCACGCUUGGGAAUGGAACUUCAGAGAUCUAAUCAGGGACUUGAGAAUAAAGGAGAUCGGUAUUAUUCGUUGGAGAGGCGCCAUUCUUUCAAGUUUUGAUUCCUUGUACUUUACCAAUACCCCUAUUGCUGGGUUCAUCUCCAUCACAACACUACUUCUUACCAACAACCACCUGACAGCCUUUCAAAUUUUCACGUUGAUGUCAACUUUGAAUGUUAUAAAGUUCUCUGUUUCUGUUUCCAUGGGGGAAACACUUCAUUUGUUAGCUGACGCUAAAGUGUCUUUUGACAGGAUACAGAAAUUCCUAGAAGUAAAUUCCUUUCCCGGCCUUGGUGAGGAUGACAUCAAAUUGAAGUUAAAUGGCAGUCCUACGUUUGAUCGUAAACACUUUGAGGCAGUUAAUGUCCCUUUUGAUAAGUUCACAAGCUUAUUCACUAUUCCCGAGAAAGAGCAUAUUGAAAAAGCAUACUUAAAAAGAUCUCAAACAGAAUCCUGGAUCUCGUUAAAAAACAUCUCUUGCAGCUGGAAUCAGGAAGAUAAAUCAGAUACAUUGCAUAAUGUCUCGGUCAAUAUUUUCAAAAAUCAAUUCAUCACCAUCACAGGUCCAGUAGGUUGUGGGAAAUCUUCUUUCCUGCAAGCAAUACUGGGUGAACUACCUUGCAAAAGUGGCGAGAUUCGGCAUUCUGGAAGCAUUGCAUACGUACCUCAACUUCCGUGUCUUUUCUCGGGGACGAUACAAGAUAACAUUACAUUUGGCAAACCCCUUGAUGAGAUAAGAUAUCGAGAAAUUAUUGAAGCGUGCAGUUUGCACGAGGACCUCCAACAGUUCUCUAAAGGUGACUUGACACACAUUGGGCAACGCGGAGUAAGUCUUAGUGGAGGACAGAGCUCGCGUAUUUGUUUGGCCCGUGCGUUGUAUGCGGACAGAGACAUCUACUUGCUUGAUGAUCCUCUUAGUGCCGUUGAUGCCCAAGUGGGAAAGCACCUUUUCAGAAAGUGCGUUCGUGGCUUGCUCUCUGAAAAAAUCUGUGUUUUGGUGACCCACCAACAUCAGUUUUUGGAAAGUAAUGAUGAAAUCAUUGUCAUGGAACGAGGAAGCAUUGAGUGCCAAGGAAAGUACUAUGACCUGCUACAUAACAAAAUGUUGUCCAAGAAUACAUUUGCUGGGAAAAGAUAUCAGAGAAAAGAGUCUUUAAAAAGUUCAGUUCCUCUGCGCAGGCGUCGAACAGAAACGUCACUUGGUCUCCCUACUAUGGAAGAGGUUAAAGAUGAUUUAAACGAGGAGGGAGAGGACAGAAUGAUAGGAAAAGUAUCGUGGACUCUUUAUUGGAAAUAUUUCCGAUCUGCUCUUCCAGCCGCGCUGCUGAUGUGUCUCUUCGUUCUUGUAUUGUUUGUUCAAGUUGUUUUGAUAUCUCCAUACUGGUGGUUGUCCCGAAUUGCCAAUAUGUCUGAUGCGGACCAGCAAAGAGACCUCGCUACACUUGGCAUUUACGGAUCAUUAGUAAUCGGCGCCCUUAUUUUGUCCACCAUGAUUUAUUUUUUAUUCCUCUCAACCCUUUUGCGAGCAUCAGAGAAGCUUCAUGACAAGAUGUUCACAGCAAUCAUUAAGGCUCCAGUUGUUUUUUUCGACACCAACCCAGUUGGGCGCAUCCUCAACCGCUUCUCUAAGGACGUUGGUUGCAUGGACGACACACUGCCCCCACAGUUCCUUCUGGCAGUCCAGCUGUGCUUGUUUUCCUUGGGUGCCAUUUUACUGCCUGCAGCAACUAAUUACUGGUUGGUUAUUGGCAUUGCCCCCUUGAUACUACUCUUCUUUUACUACGCAAGAUAUUAUUUGAAAACAUCAAGAGAGCUAAAGCGGUUAGAGGCCAUAAAAUGCAGUCCAGUAUAUUCACACAUAUCAGAUACAAUUGCUGGCUUGGAAGUGAUACGAUCUUCUGACAUGGAGGAAAGUUUCCUGCAGGAUCUAUACAGAUACCAAGAUCAAAACACGCCUGCGGCUAUAAUGGUUUUAGGGUGUGGCAAGUGGUUGGGCGUCCGUUUAGAAUUACUUUGUAGUUUGCUCGUCACACUGGUAGCGGCAGGAGCUGUUCUAGCAACACAAAUACCUGCCCUUGCAGGAAUGUCACUAAUUUACGCAUUAGAAACCUUGGAUGCGGCUCAAUUUGGUGUGCAGUUGACGUCAGAGACAGAGAACCUCAUGACAUCGGUUGAGAGAGUGGCAACAUUCACUCAAAUAGCUUCAGAACCCGGAUAUUCCACCCAAAACGAACGUCCACAUUCAUGGCCGACGAAAGGAAACAUAAGUUUCAAAGACUUGUCCUUAAGAUAUACUGAAGGAAGUCAUCGUGUCUUGAAGGAUAUUACUGUUGAUAUCAAGGAUAAAGAGAAGGUUGGUUUGGUGGGGAGAACUGGAUCAGGAAAGUCUUCCGUAGUAGCAGCUCUGUUCAGGAUGCCCGAACCAGAUGGCAUGGUAAUGGUCGAUGGAAUAGAUCUGGAAACAUUAAAUAUUCAAGAUGCUAGGCGAACAUUUUCAGUGAUAACUCAAGAUCCUAUUCUAUUUGCGGGAAGCAUAAGAGGCAACAUGGAUCCUUUCACGAAACUCGAAGACUAUGAGAUAUGGAACGCUCUGGAAGAUGUUCAAAUAAAGCAAUGGGUACAGCUGUUACCUGGACAACUGCAAUACAGACUUACAGAAUCUGGAAGCAACCUGAGUGCUGGAGAGAGGCAGCUGCUGUGUCUCGCGCGUGUCCUAUUACAAAAGAAUAAAAUCGUUAUCCUCGAUGAAGUAGCUGCUAAUGUAGACUUUAAGACAGAUCGUUUGAUUCAAGAAGUCAUACGAACCAAAUUGAAAGACGUCACAGUGUUGACCAUUGCCCAUAGGCUAGAGACAAUUAUCGACUAUGACCAGGUAAUGGUCAUUGAUCAAGGCCGGGUGAUUGAGUUUGAUAAACCUGGUGCGCUUUUGAACAACAGAGGAAGCUACUUUGCUGAGUUAAUGAAAAGCUAUAACGGAACUGUUGCUUCAUAAAGGUCUGACUGUAUUGAAAGUCCAGAUUAUUUAGUGUCACUUUAGGUCGAAGAACGUCCGAUGGUAACUUUUGCGCUUUCUAAGUGGGUGGAGAGGGUAUGGCUUAAAUAACAACCGUCUU